GCGGGACGGGGAGGCCUGUCAGUCGGCUUCUCCCGAGACAGCUGAGGGGAGAAGAGGAGAUUUGGGGUGUGCGCCUAAUAAUAAAGGGGAAGGGAGUGUCGGGUUCCUCGGAGCCUCCUCCGAGGCUGUCAGCAGCCUGUCUUGCUGUCGCCGCCGCCGCUGCUCCUGUUCUGCUUGCCUUCCCGCGGACGCUGGGGCUGAGCGGGAAGAAGAGCAGGAGGGGAGCGCGCUCAGAGACCACCUUUCUCUCGCGUCUGUUGAAGUCCCUUCUGCUGCCUGGCUGAAGGGAGGAGUUGGCUGGCUGUUUGGCUUCUCCCCCACCCCUUCCCUGGGUCCUUCCCUUGUCCCUGCCCGUGUGUGGAGGGGAGGAAAAGCUGGCUGGCUCCGUCUGCGCCUCACCCCCCCAUGCCACCCCGCUUGCCCGGGCACACCCCUCUCCUGGUGACUUCGGUUGACCAGAAGUGUGGGGAGAAGGAAGCAGCGGAGAGAACUGGACGGGGGAAGGGGAAGAGAAGGGACCUCGUGAGGGAGAAGCGGCCCCUCUUUGUCGGGUGGCUUAGGAUGUCUGAAGAGGAAGGCAAGAGGACAGGACUGGAAGGAGGCGUGGCUGAAGGUUGGGAGCUGCUUUCUGUGGGACAGAGCGGGAAGCGCGCGAUGAGGGCAGUCAACACUCCUUGUGCAGGGGCGAACUGAAGAAAUUGUCUCCCAGCUGAACUACUAUGAGGUCAGAAGCCUUGCUGCUAUAUUUCACACUGCUACACUUUGCUGGGGCUGAUUUCCCAGAAGAUCCUGAGCCAAUCAGUAUUUCGCAUGGCAACUAUACAAAACAGUAUCCGGUGUUUGUGGGUCACAAGCCAGGACACAACGCCCCACAAAGGCACAGACUGGACAUCCAAUUGCUCAUGAUCAUGGACAGAACCCUCUACAUUGCUGCUAGGGACCAUAUUUAUACUGUUGAUAUGGAUGCAUCACAUGCAGAAGAAAUUUAUUUUAGCAAAAAAUUGACAUGGAAAUCAAGACAGCUCGAUGUAGACACAUGCAGAAUGAAGGGAAAACAUAAGGAUGAAUGUCAUAACUUUAUUAAGGUUCUUUUAAAAAGGAAUGAUGAUACAUUAUUUAUUUGUGGGACAAAUGCCUUCAGUCCCUCCUGCAGGAGUUAUAAGAUGGAUACACUGGAGUUCCUGGGAGAAGAGUUCAGCGGAAUGGCCAGGUGUCCUUAUGAUGCAAAGCAUGCCAAUGUUGCAUUGUUCGCAGAGGGAAAGCUGUAUUCUGCCACUGUGACAGAUUUCCUUGCGAUAGAUGCUGUGAUUUACAGGAGCCUUGGAGACAGUCCAACUCUGCGGACGGUCAAACAUGAUUCAAAAUGGUUGAAAGAGCCUUACUUUGUUCAUGCAGUUGAUUAUGGCAACUAUAUCUACUUCUUCUUCCGAGAAAUAGCAGUGGAAUACCACAGCAUGGGAAAGGUUGUUUUCCCCAGAGUAGCUCGGGUUUGCAAGAAUGACAUGGGUGGAUCUCAGCGAGUGCUAGAAAAACAGUGGACUUCCUUCCUCAAGGCACGGCUGAACUGUUCAGUUCCUGGUGAUUCGCACUUUUACUUUAAUAUACUGCAGGCAGUUACUGAUGUUAUCCAUAUCAAUGGUCGGAAUAUUGUCCUAGCUACAUUCUCCACUCCUUAUAACAGCAUCCCUGGCUCAGCUGUCUGCGCUUAUGAUAUUCUUGACAUUGCCAAUGUAUUUACUGGGAGAUUCAAAGAACAGAAGUCUCCAGAUUCCAUAUGGACACCAGUUCCUGAUGAACGAGUGCCCAAGCCCAGGCCUGGUUCUUGUGCUGGUGCUGCAUCACUUGAAAAGUACACCUCUUCCAAUGAAUUUCCAGACGAUACACUAAACUUUAUCAAAACACAUUCUCUCAUGGAUGAAGCAGUACCAUCAAUUGUCAACAAACCAUGGUUUCUGCGAACAAUGGUCAGAUACCGCCUGACCAAAAUUGCUGUAGACAAUGCUGCUGGACCGAAUCAGAAUCAAACUGUGGUUUUCCUUGGCUCAGAGAAGGGAAUCAUUUUGAAGUUCCUGAUUAAAACAGGAAGCAAUGGUUUUCUCAAUGACAGUCUUUUUCUGGAGGAGAUCAGCAUUUAUAAUUCUGAAAAGUGCAGCUAUGAUGGAGUAGAAGACAAGAGAAUUAUGGGGAUGCAACUGGACAAACAAAGCAGUGCCCUUUAUGUAGCAUUUUCAAACUGUUUAAUUAGAGUUCCCCUGGGAAGAUGUGAACGUCACGGCAGGUGCAAAAAGGCCUGCAUAGCUUCUAGGGACCCCUACUGUGGAUGGAUGAAGGAAACAGGGGCGUGCAUGCAGCUAUCACCCGGAGCCACACUGGCAUUCGAGCAGGAUGUAGAGCAUGGCAAUACCGAAGGCCUGGGUGACUGCCAAAAUUCGUUCGUAGCACUGAAUGACAUUUCAACUACACCAUCAGAUUAUGAAAUGUCUUACACAACAUUGUAUGGACACUCCAGUUCCCUCCUUCCCAGUACCACCACUUCAGACUCUCCAGCCCAAGAGGGCUAUGAUGCUGGGGGGCGCAUGCUAGAUUGGAAGGAUCCAGUUGGCUCUUCUGAGAACAUAAAUCCAUAUGUGGCUGUUUCAUCUCAUAAUCAUCAGGACAAGAAGGGAGUGAUUCGUGAGAGUUACCUCAAAGGGCAUGAUCAGCUAGUGCCUGUCACCCUCCUGGCCAUUGCAGUUAUCCUUGCCUUUGUCAUGGGUGCUGUCUUCUCGGGGAUCAUAGUCUACUGCAUCUGUGACCAUCGGCGCAGAGAUGUGACCAUUGUGCAGAGAAAGGAGAAGGAACUGGUCCAGUCCCGCCGAGGCUCCAUGAGUAGCGUCACAAAGCUCAGUGGCCUCUUUGGAGACAGUCAGUCGAAAGAGCCGAAGCCCGAAGCCAUUCUCACUCCUCUGAUGCACAACGGCAAACUUUCUACCCCAAGCAGUACUGCCAAGAUGCUCAUCAAAGCUGAUCAGCAUCACUUAGACCUAGCUGCUCUACCAACACCAGAGUCCACCCCAACACUUCAGCAGAAGAGGAAGCCUAGCCGUGGCAGCAAGGACUGGGAAAGAAACCAGAACCUCAUCAAUGCUUGUACGAAAGAUAUCCCCCCAAUGGCAUCACCCGUGAUCCCCACAGACCUUCCACUAAGGGCUUCUCCCAGUCACAUCUCGAGUGUUGUCGUCCUGCCCGUCUCUCAGCAAGGCUACCAGCACGAGUACGUUGAUCAGCCAAAAAUGAGCGAUGUGACACAGAUAGCGAUGGAGGACCAAAAUGCCACUCUUGAGUACAAAACUAUCAAGGAGCAUCUCAGCAGCAAGAGCCCCAACCACGGGGUAAACUUGGUGGAAAACCUGGAUAGCAUGCCACCAAAAGUACCCCAGAGGGAAGCCUCACUGGGCCCCCCUGGGUCUUCACUCGCUCAGAGCAGUCUGGGCAAGCGACUGGAAAUGCAUUCUUCCACUUACAACGUGGACUACAAGCGAAACUACCCUACGAACUCGCUUACAAGAAAUCAUCAGACAUCAACUCUCAAAAGGAAUAAUACUAAUUCUUCUAAUUCCUCCCACCUCUCACGAAAUCAGAGCUUUGGCAGGGGAGACAACCCUCCUCCUGCUCCACAAAGAGUGGACUCUAUACAAGUCCAUGCUGCUCAGGGUCAGACCAUGACUGUAUCGAGGCAGCCCAGUCUCACCACGUACAACUCGCUGACCAGAUCAGGGUUGAAACGCACACCAUCGUUAAAACCCGAUGUACCCCCCAAGCCUUCCUUUUCCCCGCUGUCAGCAUCCAUGAAGCCUAAUGAUGCAUGUACAUAAUCACCGUGGGGUGGGGCAGGGCGGGGAACAGCAGGGGACCAGAGUAUGUUCUUUUAAAGCCAGCAUUUGGCAGCCACAUUGAUCGUAUCAGCUGACCAGGAGGCUGCCAAACUUGAGAAUAUCCUGCUCUCUGGGAAAAGUGGAAUAUUUUUUAACCAUCGGGCCAUGCAGUCCAUGGUUUUGCAACUGUAGGACCCACCCACCCCCCACAAUGCAACAGGUCCUUACUCAAAAGACUAACCACAAACAUUGAGCCAAAAGCACACACACGAAUGAUGACUGUGAUAAUUCCACUCUCAACUGCACAGUGCACCCCAGAACUGGAAAAAUGGGUGCUUUGAAAGCAAAAAGAAUAGGGAAAAGAACCACCAACAGCAGCAAAGGAAUUCAUUGAUUAAGCUAACUCUUAACUGAACUGUGGCAGACUUUUACUAUGUGCAGGUACUGUGAAAUGCCCAUCAGUGUUACAGCCAUUUGGUUAUAGCAGAUUGCCAUGUUGGGCCACAAUUCUGUCAUAGGUUUCUCUGCUACUUUUGUCUUUUAAUGAAUAACAUGUGACUGUUAACGCAAGUAACUCCUAUUAUUUAUUGUUCAUCCUUUUUGAUUUUUUUUUAAUUCCUAAGGAAAUUACUUCUGCAUAUCAUCAUAUGAGCAGCUUUCUCAAGAAGGGAAAAACAAUGACAACGACAACAAAAUGCAUUGAAAAUUAUGCCUAUUUAACGUGAAACCCAUUAACUGGAGUAAUUAAUACUCUUUUUAUUUUUCCAAUAAAUUCACUGAGUUAAAUAAGAUGGAGGUGGAAUUUUGAACUUUUGUGUUUGGACUCUCUGAUCUCUUUCUGGCAAACAAAAAGCAAGGGCGGGGGAGGGGAGCAUUGAUUUCCAUCUGAGUUAGUUUCACAGGCUGGCCUUCCCUGCCUCUGUGUCAAGCAGCAACAAAGCAGCCAACCUCCCUCCCACCAAGCCCUCCCCUCCUCAGAGCUCCUCUCAUCCUCCAGUGAUGUCCUACAGAGGAAGCUCUUUGAAAGCUGCACACCUCUGCCCCAGUAGCUGUGAACAUGGUUUUUUUUGUCAAUAAAUAAUAUUGUUCUGUGAAAGCACCAGCUUGUUCUCUGCCAUCUCAUUUCACCCUUGCAUGUGAAAUGGCAAACAAAACAAAACAACAAUCCCACAAACAGUGUGAACUCAUUUAUAUGCUGGCUUCUGCCAUGCAUAUUGUUUUUUGGUCUUAGUGCACGGGUUUUUGUUUGUGGGACUACAUCUGUGAAUAGCCUAUUUUCUUCCACAUGUAAAUUUGUGCCUUACACCCUCUGUUGUGCAUAUUUGUGAGCUGUAGUGUAUACCACCUUGCCCUAUAAUAAAUCAGAUAUUUAUUUCUCCGUCCCUCAGUCAUCCUCCUGGAGAACUGGGAAAUGGGCAGUUGCCGUUCCCAGAAGAAUGUUGUGAUUACUGGAAUAAACAACAUUCUGACUUGUAAGAAGACAGAUUGAUAACCUUGCUCCAGUUGUUCCUGUGUUGUUUCUCCAACCAUCUCGGGCUAUUGAUGCCAGUAUAGAUGCUGUACUGUGACCAGCAUUUCCUUCAACCUGACUAUUUUCACAUCAUUUCAGCUUAGUGAUUAUGUCCUUAUUAUUCAUAACCAGCAAGACGUCACGAGUGGAUUGUCGCCAAGUCCAGAGUGUCAGCUGGAGACAAGGUCUGUGUCUGGUGCACAAAUCCUAGGCACAUGUGUGGCAAACAGGUGGCCCAUGAAAUGAAACGGAAGUAAAUAAGAAAGCAGGCUGGUUCCUGCUGUUUUACUGUUAACUCUUACAAGAAGGGCAAAUCCAGUAGGGAGCUACAAAACCCUUUUGUUUCUUUAAGCGCAAGAUCUGAUGUUGAUUUGAUCAGAUCCCAUUUGUUGGGUUGGAGAGGGCCUAUGGUUGCAGAGUGUGUGGGGGUAUGUGUGUUUUGACUAUGUUGCCGUUGCUUGUGCACAAGCAUAGCUUUUGUUUUUAAUCUGUUCCUAUAACUGUGUCAACAUGCUGUAGCAAAAAAAGAAAGAAAACAGACAAACAGGAAAAAAAACCCAGAAUGUGUGUGUUUUAUAUUGCCUGGACAGAAUGUGUGGAAGGGGAGGGUGUUGUUUUUGGGUUGGACUUCUUUGGGGCAGGACUUUUUUUUUUAAAGAAUUUUUUAUAUAUAUACUUCCUUUGGAUUUAUUUUGUUGGAACAGGGAAGGCAUUUGAAGUUGUCAGAAACAAAAAGGAAAGUCUUCGUGUUGGUUAGCAGCGCAUGGGUGACCCAUUCAGAAGGUCUGAAGAAUCAAAACCAAAGUGGGUAGCAGGGGUGCCUCCCUAUCUGCUCCUUUUGUCUCUUGCUCAUUAACCUGGUUUGUUCACAGUUAGUGCCACUGUGCAUAUGAGAGUCUAAGCAGUGCUUCUGUUCAGGAUUUUUGUUUUACUCCCUGCUGAUUUUUUUCCUAACCUUCAGGGGAUUCAUCAUGAAAGAAAAGGAGGAAGGCAGGUUUUCCCCUCCCCAGCUCAACCUCUUGGAGUCCCAAAGGACAUGGUGCCACUUUGCUACAUCUGAGCAAAGCACUGUGUCAUAACAGAGAUAUGAAUCAUCACUGCCGCUUUGUGCAGGGACCUCCCUUGGUAAUAUAGAAUACAUCACGCCAACCACUGGGUUGACCUUCAAGUGCCCAUUUUGUACUCCAGUGUGCUUUCUGUUCAGAACUUUCUCUGCCUCCCCACAUAUUUACCUUCCCUUUGUGUGAAAAGGUCCUUAGACCUACGUGUGCCUUUGCUUUCCACCCUUGCUAUACUCUGGUAGACACAACCAAGUCUCAUUUGUUGUAACGUUGUAAAAUAUUAUGAUGUCACAGACCUGCCUUCAUCUUCACGUCUCCCUAACAUCUGAUUCACAUUUUAAUGUAUGUUGGGGGGUGUUUUUUUUUAAAAAAAAGGAAAGUGGGAGAGGGGUAAGAUUUUUUUAAAAAUAGCACAUGGAGGGGGAAAGGCAAGGGAAGAAAAAUAAAGUCUCUUGAUGAUAUAAAGUAAUAAAAUCAGACUGUUCUA
Molecule: messenger RNA, 6912 nt
Organism: Pogona vitticeps (central bearded dragon)
Lineage: Eukaryota; Metazoa; Chordata; Lepidosauria; Squamata; Agamidae
Gene: SEMA6A
Product: semaphorin 6A
Biological process (GO): positive regulation of neuron migration; neural crest cell migration; semaphorin-plexin signaling pathway
Cellular component (GO): plasma membrane
Molecular function (GO): semaphorin receptor binding; chemorepellent activity
Source: RefSeq, a predicted model, not a curated record